Clarias gariepinus (North African catfish) is the source of this 1304-nucleotide messenger RNA. It is a transcript of the gene cmpk1, whose product is annotated as cytidylate kinase. Bases 144 to 791 code for a protein of 215 amino acids. The transcript has 6 exons. Gene Ontology annotation, biological process: 'de novo' pyrimidine nucleobase biosynthetic process; UDP biosynthetic process; CDP biosynthetic process. The record is from RefSeq and is a predicted model, not a curated record. Gene Ontology annotation, cellular component: nucleus; cytoplasm. Gene Ontology annotation, molecular function: ATP binding; UMP kinase activity. NCBI's taxonomy places the organism in Eukaryota, Metazoa, Chordata, Actinopteri, Siluriformes, Clariidae.
CUGUUGCUCCCUGAUUGGUCGCGCGUUACGUCACAGAGGAAGAGGAACCCGCCGCCACUUCCUCGUCUCCCGGCCAGCGCGUUCCGCUCCGCUCAUUCAUCCGCGCGACCUUCUCUCGGCUCUCCGCUCCCCGCGAGCUGUGUAUGAUCUCCGGGCCGCUGCGCAGUCUGCUCCACAAAGCUCACGGAGUUCUCCUCGCCAUGAAUCCGCAGGUGGUGUUCGUCCUGGGCGGACCCGGAGCCGGGAAGGGGACUCAGUGCGCCAAAAUCGUCGAGAACUACAGCUACACUCAUCUGUCUGCCGGAGACCUGCUGAGGGAGGAGCGCAGCCGGACGGGCUCGGAGUUCGGGCAGCUCAUCGACACCUACAUCAAGGACGGCAGGAUCGUCCCCGUCGAGAUCACCAUCAACUUACUGAAAAAGGCGAUGGAGGAGACGAUGAAAAAAGACGAAAACAAGUUUCGCUUCCUGAUUGACGGCUUCCCUCGGAACGAGGACAACCUGCAGGGCUGGACGAGGGUCAUGGACGGCAAAGCCGACGUCAAAUUCGUCCUGUUUUUUAACUGUGGUAAUGAAGUUUGUAUCGAGAGAUGUCUAGAAAGAGGGAAGAGCAGCGGCAGGACGGAUGACAACAAAGAGAGCUUGGAGAAAAGGAUCCAGACGUACCUGCAGUCCACACGGCCGAUCAUAGAGCUGUACGAGAAGCAGGGCAAAGUGCGCACCAUUGACGCUUCACGCUCCGUCAGUGAGGUUUUCGCCGACGUCAAGUCCGUCUUCGACAGAGAGGGGUGAACCUGCUGGCUCCGCCCCCUGAGGGGUGGAGUUCCCUGAUGCCAGCGACACUAUGCUUCAUCCAUUCCCACCUUUAUAUCUUUUGACUCCAUUCUCUUCGAACACAGAGAGGAUCAACAGAGACCAAAGGACGUUUUUCCACUGGAAAUCGUCGGCUCUGUUAAAAUUUUUAUUUUUUCAUCGUGGUUAUAUCCAUCCUAUAUAAACACGUUCGCACUAAUUGUUGUUACUACCAACUAUAAAAAGUUAGACUUUUUAUUUUUAGGUCAAAUUUUCUUUUAUUGUAGUAAAAUCUUUCUAUCCUGUUGGUCCAUUCCUGGGUCAUGUAGCGUCGUAUAAGCUUUACACACUGCACAUCAUACUGUGUAUGGUGAUUCCAUUUGAAGUUGUUUACGGAAAGCGUUUACUUCACAUUAUUGUAGCCUAAACUGGUGUUUACUGGAUUAAUGGGUGUACUUAUUUUUUUUCUCAGCAGGUUUCUGAACAUUGGAAAUAAAAUUGUUUAACAUUAAA